This is a messenger RNA of Phoenix dactylifera (date palm), 2640 nucleotides long. The record is from RefSeq and is a predicted model, not a curated record. NCBI's taxonomy places the organism in Eukaryota, Viridiplantae, Streptophyta, Magnoliopsida, Arecales, Arecaceae.
CAUGAUAGUUAUAAAAUCCAAUAUAUAGUAAUUAACGUGAAAAGAUUUACAUUAAACAUCAAGGAAAUGCAUCCCAAAUACAUGUAAUAAUGAAUCUUUGCUGUAGCUGCUUUUUCUUACCAACCUUCCAUUUUUUUUGUGCUCUUGGCAUACUUGUUUGCAUAUUUGUACUUUCAGCCCAUGGCUACAAGAGUCAAGGAAGGCGUCCACCUGAAGGAGAAGAGCGUCUCAGCUCCUUCAACCCCUGGAAGGACUUUUCUCUCUGAUGGGGGACAAACGACUGCAGACUCCCCCAAUAGAGACAUCCCCGCGGCGCAAGAAAAGCGUGUGCCCAACUAUCUCAAGCCAACGGUAAGUUCGUGUCAUGACACCUCCCGCCGAUACCGCAAGAGUCAGCAACAGCAUCCUGAGGAUCCCGCGACAGCCGCCAGCUCUAGGAAACGCCUUAUCUCUUCAAAGUCCAUGGAGAAGCCUGUCUCACCAUCAUCCCUCCCUCAUAAAAUCUCCAAAGAGAAGACACCAAGGAGCGGCUUGUCGCUGAAACCUGCCCUUUCUCCGAAGAUUGUCCCAGAGAGAGCAUCAAAGGUUCCUACAAGUGGGAAGACUCUCAAAAAAGCAAAAAGUUUCCCAAAGAGCAUGCUAAGGAGAAGAGAAGUCAAUGGCAUCACUUCCACCACCACUGCGAUCAAACGAGAGCAAGAAGACAAGGUUCUCCCCAUGGACAAUGGGGUGCAAUGGCAUGCUGCCCGACAUGGAUCACGGUCCCCAAAGAGCAACAGUGAAGGCAAGCAAUGGACAACUUCAGAGGAGAAUGAUACUGGGAAGCCAGGAGCUCCUCGAGUGAAGGUGACAAAGAAGGUCAGCGGCAAUGGAGUGCCAAGGAAGCUGAAGUUCCAACAAGGGAGGGAACUGGAAGGUGAGGGAAAGGAGGCAGUGGGUGAAAGGUUGAAGUCUAAGCGAAGUGGUGGGGGGGUGGAGGUGAAAGGAGAGGGGAAGACGGAGAAAGCGAACUUGGUGUUGAAGUGGCAGGAGGUUAAAGAGAAGGAUGCGCCACCUGCCUCCAAUGAUGUUAUGGAAGAGACAGCGACCAAGCUGGCAACGAGGAGAAGCAAUGUCAAAGCGCUUGUGGGGGCAUUCGAGUCCGUUAUCUCACUUCAAGAGCCGGAAAGUCAACCGAGUCAACAGCAGGAGGAGGUGGUGGCGAAAGUUGGAAGAGACGGUCAACCAAGUCAACCAAAGCCAGAGAAGGCGGCCAAGAGUGGGGAGGAGGGUGCUGCAAGAGGUCAAGCAGGUCGAGUGAAGCCAGAGAAAGAGGUCGAGGGUGGGGAAGAGGGUGCUAAAGAAGGUCAACCAGAUAAACAGCAACCAAAGAAGGAGUCAAAGGGUGGUCAUUUGGGUCAAGAGAGUCGACAGAAGGAGACGAAGGGUGAGGAAGAGAAUGGUAUCGAAGAGGAGUCAAAGGGUGGUCAGUCUGGUCGAGAAAGUCAGCAACCGGGGACCGAGGAAGAGGAAAGCAAGGGAGAGGAGGGUGAUAGGGUGGCGGAGGAGGACGUUAUAGCAAUGUGAGAGAAGAGGGGAUGCUGAGAGGAUGAAGGAGGGGGUGCCAAGGAUUAUUAUGACAGUAUGCCCCACAACUGUGAAAGGGGAAAAAGAAAUAUCCAUGAUCCAAGCGAACAAAUCAGUCAUCAAUUGUGCUAAAAUACAUCCAACAUAUAUACUUCCAUAUGUGUGUAGCAUUGAACGUUAUCUAAAAUGAGACACCAAUGGAUGCUCAGAGUUGAUGCCAAAUUAUGUAAGAUCAUUCUCAUACCAUUCCAUUUACUAAUGGGUCAUAAGAUGUAUGAAUUGAAUUGAAGUUUUCUUAGAACAAGAAUUGGGUUGAAGGUACUACGGCAUAAUUACACAAUCAAUAUAUUGCUGAAACAUGGAAAAUUUCACAAAGUAGCAAGAAGAAGGUCUUGUGUACUUGAUGAUGUUGGCAAUAAAGUGUCCAAGCAUCGCAUUUGAAAAACAAUGAGAUCUAAAUUGGAAAAGGUCAGGCUUGGCUAUAGGGGGAGUCAAUUAGCAAUGGAAUUAAUUGCAUGUAAACUAAUUAAUCUAAGAACAUGACUAAUUUUAAUUCCAGUCAAAAACAGAGGAUAGAGAGCGCAUGAGCUUUCAUUCUGCUUCUGAAGCUUCAACUAAGAAGAAGUCAGCACACCCUACAAUUUUGUAGCAGCAUCUCACCCUGUUGGAUCUCCCUGCAGGCGCUAUGCAAAAGCUAGCCCGUCGGGUAGCUCCGUGGUAGAGCAGUUGGCUAUUAACUAAUUGAUUGUAAGUUCGAAUUCUACUUGAAGAAAUUUAAUUAAUUCUUAAUUAAAGAAUACAAAAUUGAAUUAAAAGACUCGUUUUGACCGUUAGGAGUAGGUAACCUUUCUAUCGUUGUUUCUAUUACAUUCUAUCUCACCAUAGAACAGAAGACAUUCUGUUCUAUAAUUCUUGAAAAUCGCCGGCAUAGAUCCGGGAUAUAGAGCCGCCCGCCGUCAUCAUCCUUUCCUUCCAUAAAAUCUCAUUUUUGAAAAAAAAUCUAUCACGGAUGUAAUCUUAGUCAAAUAAAAUAUAAACAUGGUAAUAUGAAUAAAAUUGUAGAAGAAAAAAAAA